Molecule: messenger RNA, 2370 nt
Organism: Cylindrotheca closterium
Lineage: Eukaryota; Bacillariophyta; Bacillariophyceae; Bacillariales; Bacillariaceae
Source: the annotation of a GenBank genome assembly
AUGAUUCGCAAUCGCGACAUUUUUGCGGUGAUCCUUCUCGUGAUUCUUUCACGAAUGGCGUACGAUGAAAGCUCGGAAUCCCUGAGUGCCACCGUCAGUCUUGCCUUUUUCCUUCCUCGAGACGCCAAAACAACGGCCUCGGUGUUGACACCAAUGGAUGUGGAUGGCGAUGGAGUCAAUGAAGCACUCGCCAUGGUCAAGCGAAAGCCUGAUAACAACAAGGAAUGGGUAUUGGAAAUUCUUGACUUGAAGAAACUCCACCAACGGAAUGUGGGAACGUUUAUGGCACCUUUUCAACCAAAGAGUCUAUUUACAUCAGAACCCGUCACUUUUUCUACAGAUACUAAUGCGUAUCCCGUGCAGCUGACUUCAGCACAUCUCGUCAUUGCCGAUCCUGAAGCAGGCGUGAAGAAGGGUGUUCAUCCCGAUGCCGUCAAUAACAAUGACAUUAACGACACCAAUCGUCACUACUUUUGUGGAAAGGACUGGCAUGAUGCGACGGAAAGGUGUGGGACUCCCUGUCCCGGAGGACAAUCUUCCGAAUGUCCAGAUGACGAACGAUGUUUUGCCGACACCCCUUGCGAUAUUCUGAAUUAUGCUGGUUCGGAGGAACAAGAAAACAAUCCCAAGGAAUUCAUGUUGACUCCUGGUGGGGGACUUCCAAGUUUGAUUACACUGUGGUCCAAUGGAGAUGUCACUUUGCACAGCCUAAUGAUUCCAGCGGACCAAGUUGCACAGGAAAUGGAAAACAGGCGACGCAAUCGAUACUUAAAGCCUAAUUUGCAACUCAAAGAACAGUGGAAUGUAAACAUUCUUCCAUCAAGUGUCAAGGUUACCGACUUUACCUUGUGGGAAGAAUACAGCAUUGAAUUUUUGGAUGCGCAAUCCAGUCACCAUGCGAGUGCUCCGAACGGAAUGAUUGUCAUUAGUGGAUUCUACUACGUGGAUGGGCUUUACAAGACUGGAAGUGACUCCUUUGUGCUCACAAUAGAUGCUCUGACUGGCAAGGUAAUAUGGGACAACUUUAUCAAUGCGGAAUUGUUUGGCGAUAUGGAAAUGAUGCUGCCACUGACCAGAGGGACCACUUCAUUUGCUCGACGUCGAUCAAGGAUACCCUCCCUCAAGGAUUCAGAUGAUCCCAUGGGAAUUGUGGAAGCCUUGCCCACGUGCAAUAACAUUCUCAAACACCACAUGAAGGAACUUCUUCCAUUUUCAUUCUGGGGUCCACGUGAUGCCAGUGUACAAGCUGUUCAUUUGGACUUGAAGCGAAGAGAUCACCACAGGAGUCAUCAUUCCGUUAAACACAGCACCAGAAAGGAAGAUUCUAAAUAUACUGACCACCGCAACAACCACAAGAGAAAGCGACAUUCGAAACACCUCCAUCCAAUCCUUGGUCGACCCAAUGCACUCGUCAUACAAUCCCGAAAGGGUUUGCAGGUUAGAUCACUCAAGAAUGGAUCGCCAAUCUGUCAUAUGUCCCUCUUGGAAGAGACUGUGUAUACCGACUUGAAUAAUGAUGGAAUCAUGGACCAGGUGCAAAUUCUCUUGGAUGCCAAGGGCGAUAUUCCCAGUAAUUCUAAUUGGGUCAAGAAUGUCCAAGAGAAGGUCCUGAACAAACGAAGAGAGCUCAAAGAUAAGGGCAACUCGAAAGAGCUCUUGAAAAAUGCUCCACGCAUUUGCCACGCCAUGGCAUUGUCAGGUGUGCCAGCCAAUGAAGAGCUCUUUUCAACUUCUCUAUGCACUGCCACUCGUGGCAGUGGUGACAUGAACCAUGUGUCUAAUCUGCCAAGUCUCAUGUCCCUGGACAAUACUGCACCGAUUAUUGUAGAGUCUUUGGCAGGCCGCAAGAAUACUCGGGACAUUAUUGUGGCCCUCAACAAUGGCAUGGUCCAUCGACUCCAAGGGCGAUCAGGUCGUCGCGAAUGGACAACGAUUGGAAGCCAGUAUUCUGGAAACUUUCCCACUUGGUCUGCCGAGAAGGAUGAAGAUGACGAUGAGGACGAUGAUAAUAAUGCUUUGUUGAUACGAGUCCCAUCGGUGAAUGUGGGUCCAGCAAUUCAACCAAUUUUACUGGCUGGUGAGAACAGCAUGGCGGUACUAUCGGUCAAGAAUGGUGGCGUGCUGGCAUCGGCCGAAUUCGCUCAAACCUCCAUUGAACGCCCCAUUAUUGCCGAAGUGAGUGGUGAUGGUACGGCCGAUGUCUUGGUUGUGAGUCAUGAUGCCAUUUGGGGAUACCAAGUGUCAGUCUAUCCUGGAUCCAAGGCCUUCCUUCGCAUUAUGACGGGGCUCUUGUAUAUGGGACUCUUGUUAGCGCUCCUAUCGAAUCGUUUUGGUGAAAACAAGAAGGACAAGCGUAGUACUGACAUAUGA